This is a messenger RNA of Mucor velutinosus, 354 nucleotides long. RefSeq lists its product as uncharacterized. Lineage: Eukaryota; Fungi; Mucoromycota; Mucoromycetes; Mucorales; Mucoraceae. The coding region runs from base 1 to 354 and encodes 117 amino acids. The transcript is spliced from 2 exons. The record is from RefSeq and is a predicted model, not a curated record.
AUGCCUAGAUUUGUGCCAUUGAUUACAGGAUUAGCUGUCGCUUCAGCCAUCACAUACAAGUUCAGAAAUGAUUUAUUACAAGAUCAAAAUGACAUUAAAACUCGCUUGGAAGAUGCCAAAUCCACACUUGAUAAAGCAGUGAUUGAACCUACUUUUGGCAGCAGUAGAAGCUACCUAUCCGACUCACAGAAAUACGUUUCCAACCGACUAGUUCCAUCAGUAAAAGAUUCCUGGAACACACAAAUCAUGAAUGCUGCACAAUCUUUGGUCAAGGUAGACAUUGGAUCCAAGGCAAUUGAAUUAUGGAACAAGCAUGUUGUUGACAAUAUCAAAGAAUCCAUCAAUAAAAACUAA